AUGAUUAUGGCGCUCUGGGCAGGAGUGGUUCUCCCGUAUCCUCUCUAUCUUGACUCGUUUACUAACAAGCCCAUCAGAAUCCUGGCUGUGCAAGACAAAAACCUUCUUGCCUCUGAGUUUGUAAAAGACUUUGGAUCAAAUCCAUUCAGGGUUAUCAACAUACUUAAUCCGCACAACGGAUACAAUACAAAGUCGCAGAUGAAUAGAGAUGGGUCUGUCUUCAAGGUAAGGAUAGGAGAGUCCUGGCUUUGCAGAAAUGGAUGGGAUCUUUCGAAGUGUGGGGGCGAAGUAGAUUUCUGGGAAAUAACCAAGGGUGUAGACGGCUACACCAUAUCACAGAAAGGAUACUGUCUGAGUACCAAUGGAAAGGGUAGGCUUGUAUUGGAAAGAUGCAACGGAAGAAGCAGGAGCCAUCUCUUUACUUUUGAGGAUAUGGAGAUUGAGAGCUGCCUGGAUUCGGUUGACCUGGAUGGGAAGCCAAGGACACAGGCAGAGAUGGUCAAGCAGCUCAAGCUCAAGAAGAAGCUUGACGAUUUGAAAAAGAAGGACAAGGCAAAAGCAGAGAAGAUUAAAAAGAAACAGGAGGAAAAGAAUAGCUUUAAGAAGUAUGCAAAGAACAACCUCCCUGACCUCAAAGGAAAAGACGACAUGAAAGAUGUACUUGGAAAGCUAUGGAAUUUUGACUGGAGAAGGCCAAGCUUCUGGCAUCCCUCCUUUCAUUGGUUUGAAUUUCCGUUCUGCAAGAAGCUGUGGUAG
Encephalitozoon hellem ATCC 50504 is the source of this 756-nucleotide messenger RNA. RefSeq lists its product as uncharacterized. The coding region runs from base 1 to 756 and encodes 251 amino acids. The record is from RefSeq and is a predicted model, not a curated record. The transcript has a single exon. Lineage: Eukaryota; Fungi; Microsporidia; Unikaryonidae.